CUCUCUCUUUCCCUUGUCUAUUUCGUUACGCGUAGUGUUUGAGAUUUUACUUUACCCAGAGAUCUCUGACUCUCACCAAUCUCUCUCUCUCUCUCUCUCUCUCUCUCUCUCUCAAAUUAUAUAUAAAAAGGAAGAUGGACUACGAUUACAGGAACAGGUCCGGCUCAACAUACGACUCACCGAUGUACCGUACAUCCUCCACAUCAUCGGCACCAUCCAACCAUCCAAUGUACGGAGGCGGAGGAGGAGGAGGAGGAGGAGGAGGCUCAUCCUUAUAUCCCCGGGUGGGUCAACCCGGUCCCAACAUGAACCCUCCGCCAACCCGCACCUCUUCCCACCACCAGCACCACCACUCCUCCCCUUCUUCUGGAUUGGGCAUUAGGGUUGCCAUCAAACCCCAAUAUCGGAUCACUCCUCCGCCUCAAUUGUCAACACAAAUAGGAGAUAUUCCCCGGAGCAAUUUCCAGUUUGACUUUGAAUUUGAGAGAAAAAUUUUAGCUGAAGCAGAGAAGGACAGCCAGAAUUGGAGCAGGUUUGGGCUGGAAAACCUUCCAUCUAGAAAUACGGAGUCUACAUCUUCAAUGCAGCGCCCUGUUGGAGAUCCUGUGGUGAACAAAUAUAUUACUAUGGGGCUCAACCGAGAAGCCGUUCCUCUUGCAGUUGCAAAUUAUGGAGACAAUCCAACCAAGGUUCAGGAAUUUGUCAAAGGCUACAGGCUCCUCCGAGAAAUGGGAUUUUCGUCGAGCAAUGUUGCAGAAGCCUUAGUCAUGUUUGACAACGAUACAGACAAGGCAAUAACUCAUUUCCUUAACAGUUCAACGUAAGGAUACAGGAAACACGUUGCUGUGUGUACUAGUGAAUAUUAGAGUAUUGGUUUUAUACAAACAGUUGGGUCGUUGUUUGAGAAUUGUGGCUUUAUUCUGAUGAUGAAAAACAUUAUGGGUUUUGUUAGUACAAUGUCGAAGGAUGGUUCCAUUUCGUUCAUUUUUAACAUUUUCCAUACAAUAGUGUAUUGUGACUAUCUUAUCAUGUAGAAGAAUUCCUUUAUAUAUUGUGUAAAUAAAUUAAACAGGUUUUGUUCAACA
Messenger RNA from Quercus robur (English oak), 1085 nucleotides. RefSeq lists its product as uncharacterized. Lineage: Eukaryota; Viridiplantae; Streptophyta; Magnoliopsida; Fagales; Fagaceae. The record is from RefSeq and is a predicted model, not a curated record. Gene Ontology annotation, biological process: ubiquitin-dependent protein catabolic process via the multivesicular body sorting pathway. Gene Ontology annotation, cellular component: ESCRT I complex. The transcript has 5 exons. Gene Ontology annotation, molecular function: ubiquitin binding. Bases 135 to 824 code for a protein of 229 amino acids.